Zeugodacus cucurbitae (melon fly) is the source of this 1564-nucleotide messenger RNA. Its product is annotated as methyltransferase-like protein 17, mitochondrial. Lineage: Eukaryota; Metazoa; Arthropoda; Insecta; Diptera; Tephritidae. The transcript is spliced from 4 exons. The record is from RefSeq and is a predicted model, not a curated record. The coding region runs from base 68 to 1480 and encodes 470 amino acids. Gene Ontology annotation, molecular function: methyltransferase activity; structural constituent of ribosome. Gene Ontology annotation, cellular component: mitochondrial small ribosomal subunit. Gene Ontology annotation, biological process: translation.
AUAAUCUAAACAGCUGAUUUCCAGUAUCAUGCAAUUUAAGUAAUUUUUAAAAAGUUUUAAUAAAGUUAUGAACGCCGGAUUUAGGUUGGUUAGCGGUCUGCGAUAUGAAAUUUCAAAGCAUUUCGUUCGAAACACAUGCAAAAUUGCUGUGGAAGUGGAACCGAAUCUUAUUGAAAAAUUGGAGAAUGCAGAGAUUAAAGCACGGCAUCAUCCUGGAAUAGCAAAAGUAGGGAAAAUCGAGAUACCGAUAAACUUGCGCCAUGCUUUGGAACGCGUCAUAGGAGAUUAUCCGGUGAAAACACUGUUGAAAGAUUGUAAACAACUUGAUCAAUAUAUAAAUUCCCGGCAUCCUCCGAUUGAACAAGAAGAAUUAAAUUUGAAAAUGAAAUCCAUUAUGGAAGAAGUUGACCGCCGCAUGCCGCCGGAGAAGUUGUCUUUAUUAGGAGAAGAAAGCGGUGUUCAUUGGAGGAGAAAACGAGACAAGUUAAUUAAGCGCAUGGUGGCACAACGAAACUAUGCUUGGAAGCCGAUUGAAUAUGGUUCAUAUGAGGCAUUGGUUUACGCAAUUGGGCGCGGGGCAAAGGAAUACGGUGUACUAACGAAUAUAUUAAAUGAAUUAAGAGUACGUGAUAAAUCGUUCCAGCCCAGAAGCUACUUUGACUUUGGUGCGGGUGUGGGUACUGGCAUGUGGGCGGCUAGUAAUUUGUGGAAAGAUACUAUAUUUGAGUAUUACAAUGUUGAUAGUUCCCGUAAUAUGAAUGAUCUGUCUGAAUUAAUAUUACGUGAGGGAAAUGAAAACCAACAAUUAUUAUUGCGCAAUGUUUACUACAGACAGUUUCUACCUGCCUUGGAGACGUUGUAUGAUUUGGUUGUAUUGUCAUACACUCUUUUUGAGCUACCAAGCGCGGAUAGCCGCAAAGAUGUUUUACUCAACCUAUGGAAGAAAUGCAGUGGUUACAUGGUCAUUGUCGAAGAAGGUACUAGACGCGGAAGUGAGUUAAUCAACGAAGCUCGCGAUUUUAUUUUAAGUCUGGAGAGCGAGGAACUGAAGGGUCAUGUUUUUGCACCGUGUUCCCACAACUUAACAUGUCCUCGAUUUGCUAAUAACGCUGAUCGCACACCUUGCAACUUUGAAGUUGGUUAUGUCCCUUUACAAUUGGGUGGUGUAAAAGAUGACCGCCACAUUACGCGUUAUUCUUACGUCGUUCUAAAGAAAGGCGAGAUAUCAGAUCCCACUCGUAAGUGGCCAAGGCUGGUACGACCAACAUUAUUGCGCUCCAAACACAUAAUAUGUAGGAUGUGUACAGAGGAUGCCAAAUUGCAGGAAGUAAUAUUUACACAUUCUAAACAUGGGAGACAUGCCUAUCGAUGUGCCAAGGUCAGUGAUUGGGGUGACAGGUUACCAAUUAAAUUGGGUGAUCAAUUGCCAACAAUUAGAAAAACAUUAAGGAAUAAGGAAGGAAGAAAUGAAGAUGAGUAAAUUAUAAAAUUAUAUGUAUACUUAAGAGGAACCAAAAAUAAAUAAAUCCAUAUUCAUUUUGCUGAAUAUAUAAUUAAUUAUUAA